AUGGCCCCUUUUACUUUCCAUCAUUCAGAGAGCGCUCCUGAAAAGGUCGCAGAACUUGCGAGAAAAUAUAAGGAUGUUUUUGAGAAAAAACCGGGAGAAAUUGAACAUUUCCUAUCGAACUGCAACCCAAAAGUUGGAUCCGCCGCUAUGAUGGCUGCCUUAAAAGCUCUUUACGAUAGCUCUAUCCAGAAGAACAAUGAACAGGGUGCUGAUCGAGCUGUAGAAUUUUUAAAGCAUCUUAUUGAUAGUGGCAACAUGGUGGCAGAACAUUUAAAGCUCAUUCCCGAUAUUGUAUUCCCAUUUGCGCGAAAUGCUGUCACCUACUGCUUCAGGAAAAAGAAUGAGCCGCAAAUUGGUUUGGACCUAGCGCUUGCAGCCAUGCGACUGUUGGUAGAUCCAAAUGAAUGCGUAGUUUCAUCUCUUCACUCUGCUCUUUUUGCCGUUUGUCUACGAGUAAACAAUGUGGAAGCUGCGCUACCGUAUAUCUAUAGGAAUAACCCAGCGACGACCGAAACCUCCGAGCCCGUAGGUCAUGUGAGGAAGCAACGCGGAGUAGCUUCCCAAACACCCGUCUAUUUUGAAUCAAAAUAUAUGAUCCUAUACCUCUAUUAUGGAGCGUUGCUACUAAUGAGACGUAAUGAACUUCGUCGUGCCAUCUCUUUUCUUGAGAGUGCAGUUCUUGUUCCUGGUUCUGCUACAAGUGUUGCCCAAUUAGAUGCACUGAAAAAGUGAUAUUACCUAGCAAGCUUGUUGUACUCUGGUAAAGUGAUAAUGCCCGUGGGUCGCUCGUCGGCAUUGACUCGUGCGUGGAAAUUGGUUGGAGACCCAUAUAUUGCGCUUGCUACAGCUGUACAAUCGAAAGGUGACAAGGCGGGCGCGGUCGAGAAAGUGCUAAAUGAGCAUAGAAAAAUUUUUAAUGACGAUGGAUCCGUUGGACUAAUCAAUCGGAUUAUCAAAGAACUUCGUGAAAAAGCUGUAAUGUCCGUUGCUAAGUCUUUUUCCUCCAUCCCAUUAUCUGAUUUGGCAGCUAGAGCACAUCUUGAUAAUGACGCUGCCGUUGAGAUCAUGGAGGUCAGCCGUUCGAACUUUUAUUUCAAUCUGAAUUCUUGA
Messenger RNA from Strongylus vulgaris, 1110 nucleotides. The record is from the annotation of a GenBank genome assembly. Lineage: Eukaryota; Metazoa; Nematoda; Chromadorea; Rhabditida; Strongylidae.